This is a messenger RNA of Procambarus clarkii (red swamp crayfish), 2607 nucleotides long. Lineage: Eukaryota; Metazoa; Arthropoda; Malacostraca; Decapoda; Cambaridae. The record is from RefSeq and is a predicted model, not a curated record.
AUGGGUGGUGGGUGGCGGGCGAAACCCAGUGAUCGACGGCAGCCUGCAGAGCCAUCGCGGUGUCGCUUGUGCGUCAACAACUUGUACUAUCCCCCGGGGACACCCUAUCCCCACAGCCAGGAGCAACGUCCUCUUUAAGACAGGGAACACGUGCUUGUGCUGUCGGGUGGUCACUUCCUUCCUUCCUUCCUCUUUCUUACAAGGUCGGAGCCACUUGUGAUCCUCAGACACACCACCAGGGGGCCUUCGUCAACGGAAAAGACAGAAUCAGGAGAACAUCAGCUGGAGGAAGGGUUGGCAGCCACAGACUGGGAGGUGAUCACAGGAACUACCCAACACCUGCGAGUGUUGACUCCACUCCCUUGGAUAAAAAGUAGUGAAGCAAAUAUAAACUUGUGUUGGGGGUCUACCCAACGCAGCCCCAACACACACACACGCACUCAAUGAAUGUCUAAAACACUCACAGAAAAGUCAGUCGAGUGUUAAUAGCAACUAUUGUAAAGUGUAUUUUAAAUGACUAAGCCUGUUGGUCACACUCAGAUUUUGGCAAGUGUAAAUGUGUUUACCGGAACGGCUCCCCAAGUCUUGAACAAACAUUUUGUUUAUAGUUGUACUAAUCAUCAUUCUGUGAAGUCAAGAAUACCGAAGGCGUUAAAAAAACUAAGGAUGUGAGUAUAAACAGCCUGGUAUCAGGAGUCUGUGUUCACAAGUACAUACAACAUUCAAGCAGCACCAUGCCCGGACCCACCAACAAAGCCACCAGCCUCGCCAGCGACUCGGCUCACGACCUGACGCAGUUCGAGUCGUGUGAGGACAUGUCUGAACCCUGGUUCAGCCUCAACGGUAAUCUCUCCCAAGAGAGUAUCUACCACGACUGCACCAAGUACUACCACAUCGAAUGCCAGAGUAGACAUGUGAACGGAUCAGAUUUAGGGCUCACACAAUCUGCCAGCACAGGAAUGUUGACGAAGGAGAUCGCCCAAACAGAGAAACCCUCAAAGAUUACUAAAAAGGUGGUGACCGAGAGGCAGGUAAAAGCAACGGGUUUAUCUCGCCUACAGGAAUGUUUUGAGCAGAUGGAAGUGGAGGAUGAGGAAGGAGACGAAGUUGUGGAAACUAUUAAUGUGCCAGUAGUGGAAGCAAGCCUCAGUGUGGACCUCAACACUUCCCUCACCAGGCAGAAAAUCGCCUCUGUUCAGCGGGGCCGGACACUGUCCUAUGUUGAUAAAGAUGAUCCUGAGGAUGCACCCACGCGCCGGCCGCGACCUCUAGCACACGUCAAUGAAAGUAUAGAUAUCGUGAUGCCUCUGAACCGGCCCACCGCUUACUCUGGAGGCGCAGAGAAUGACCAGCUGUCGCCCAAUACCUGCCGAAAUAGUCGUGUAUUUCGCAACCCAUCCUACCACUUCGCUGUUAGAGACACAAUUUCAUCACCCAGGCACGAAAUUAAGACAGGGUCCUUGGAUCAAGACAAUAGCAGCUUUGAAGACUGUUUAUCCUGUGAGGAAUAUCCCAUCAACACCGUCACAGAAGAUAAGGAAGAACCGGAAGGUAGCAAGCGUCACUUGUCUACGGGAGAUGAGAUUACCUUGCCCUUGGCAGCCAACAUGCCUCGCAGCGUUUCCUUCUGUGGGCCAGUAAAGUUGUCCCAGUCUUCCCCUUCUACCCCUGCCAGCGGCAGUCUCUCAGAGGGGAACAGCAGAAGCGGUAGUGCAUCGCAGUUGCCAGUGCCCACGUCCAAGUUUUCCUCCCCUCAGACUCCAAUUCCCUCUCCCGUGAAAGAAUCACCGACAAUCGUCCGCGGCUCUGCUAUUAGCCGUAGCUUUCGUAGACUUUUUAGUUCUCCCGCUCGUACCACGCCCACUAGUCCACCUGAGGAGAUCUGGCCGGAUAUCCCAGACACGCUGGCGACAUCUCCUACCACAGAAGCGAAAACACCAUCUCGUCUUCGCAAGCUAGGCAGUACCAUCUCUCGCCGGCUGCCUACUCGCUCCAAGAUGAGUGAGAAGACAACCUCUGCGGGUACAAACGGCCAUCAGCUGUUGACCCUCAAUGGCACACCUGUGUACGAAGACUCGCAAAACUUGGUGGAGUACGAGACUCUGCUGAAGCUCUUCUGCUGCUCGGGAUGCCAGGCUUUCAUGGCUCCACCCCUUCACCAGUGUCGGAAGGGGCAUCUCGUCUGUGGUACCUGCCGUUUGUCCCUCAAACAAACAUGUCCUGUGUGCAAACAACGCUUCGCCGACAGCACUAACUUGAUGAUGGAACAGGUGUGUCAGUUGGUGAAGUUCCCGUGUAAGUACGCGUGUGAGGGGUGCCCGGAGUACCACCGACCCCGCGCCAAGCUGGACCACGAGCACUUCUGUCUGUACCGUCCGGUCCACUGCCACCACGGCCCCAAGGGCUGCCCCAAGGUGGUCAUCCUCCGCGACAUGCAGCAGCACCUGGACGAGUGCAUCUAUAAGAACAAAUGACUUGCCGCGCUGUCGUCUUAGUUGAUAAGGUCUAUAUCACAGUAUUGUAGAGAUACUGUCUUUCAUUUCAUCUUGUAUAAAAUCGAUGAUUCAUUUUAGAUUUAAAACAAACAAAAAAAUAUAUAUAUAUGUA